AUGAAGGGAUAUAAUCUCCAAGGACAUAUUUUCAAGAGCGUUGAAGUACAAAACGAAACAGAUUGCGAUGUAAAGUGCUACUUGGAAAGCGAUUGUAUAUCAUUCAACGUUGUAACCUCGCCUACGGAUGGAACGAUAACUUGUGAAUUGAGUAAUUCUGACCAUGAAACCCACCCAGAGGAUCUGAGGCGCCAAUUUGGAGCCGUCUAUCAACCAAUCAAGGUAAAGGGUAUCACGUUCAGUGAACACAAAAGGCCGUGCUACAGUGACGAACAGUAGAGCUAUUAAGUAUUGACAAAAUAAUUACGUCCACAAAUGCCAGAAAAUCGAGAGACUUAGAGUCACUUUUACGGAAAACGACAAACUCGAGAUGCAUUAGUUAAAAUUUCACAAAUUAUGGAGUAGUAUACUAUGUUGUAAGAUAAGCCCCGUUGGUGGAUUCCAAUUUAUCGAUCAACAUGGUAUACUACUUUAUGGAAUGAGCAGGUAAAAACUGUCCAAAACAAGUUGAUGAAUAAGCGUUACAAGAAACAACUUAUUCCGAUGUAAAAAUAAUAAAAAAACAAACGACAGGUAAAGGAAAAACUUGGUCACGUUGUACAAUUUGACGUUUGCUGUUAACGUGAUUUUAAAUGUCCCAAAUUUUAGGUUGUUUUGUGUUCCCUAAAGCAUGGAGGUUAGGGCACUAAAAAACUGCCAGCUAUUUUAUGCCAGGUUUUGUAAGGUAAUCAGAAUUGAACCAAUCAUGGGUGAGGUCCUUCCAGGGAAGGGGAGGAGGGUGUCCAUACCCACUGAUCCUUUAAAUACCCCGCCCCACCCCUUGUUCCCAAAUUUAAAAUAUGACAGGUUUUGACCGUGAAACUUAGCUUUCCCUGGUUCCUUGUUUCUGGUCAUAUCUAAGAAAUGGCAUCGUAACUUUAAAGUCGUUAAGUUUCCACAAGUAGCGAACUCGUUGCCAGUUUGUGGAGAACGAAAUUGAAUCUAGGUUUCCGUCCAUUAUCAGAAAAGUUCAACAUUAUAACUUUAAGUCUAAGGCAGACCGGAAAAAACAGAAAUAUGUCGCCAAAUAAAAAAGGGUGAAGGCGUAUUCGUUUGAGCUGUUAAGUCAACCUAAUAUUUCACGGUCUUGUUUCAUGGAAAACUCGACGUUCAGCGGGCCUCUUCUCUAAAAGAUAUUUCACUAUACACCUUUUUUUCCUAACAGAAAUUCGUUAUGUCCCCUUGCUCUCCAAAAUCCGGUAUGGAUGGUGGAGUUACGGCCACGUUAACUAAGAUAUCAACAAAUUGAACACCAUCAUGCGCAUAUUUUCUACGUAUUAAAAAUUACGGGCUUAAAGUGGUUAUAAAAUAUAUAUUUCAUAGGAAAUGGCAACGAAACAUCGGAUAUUUCAUUUUCAGAUACUCCAUACGUGAGCCAAUAGAACAUAAAAGAACUUAAUUAAAAUAAAGUAAAACAGACAUACAAACAAACAGAUAAAGUACUGUAAAAAGGUUUGUGCCCAAAAGUCAUUUUAUAAGUAGGUGGAGCAUGAUCGUCGAGGUGAGCCGGUAAAUUGGUGUUAAAUAGGACUAGUAUUUUUAAAUCCACUUAGUGUACAUUAGCAAAAAAAAAAAACGUUCAGGGUAUUUGAGAAGAAGUAAUAGGCAUAACAAUUAUCUUAAUCCGCUUGAUCCGCUUUCAAAAUACCCUUUUUUGUUGAGUCUGCUUUCUUUCGAAGUACCUCAGACUCUGUACAUGUAAUAUAUUCUUCUAUACUGUUAUUAUAUCUUCAGAACGCCUGUUUAGGGAAUUUUUGUCCGCCGCAUUCAACAUGUCAAAACGGAUACACUGACAAGGGAUACCGAUGUAAGGAACACACGCUGGCAACUCCCACAGGUAUUUUCCCGGCUCAAAUGAAACUAGUUACCAAAGGUUAGGGAGUGUGGGCGACAACGAUCGGAGGUCAAAACGCUUCUAUUCCAACGCUGUGCGUUGCGUAAGUUUCGCGUGACCGAUGGUUAAAACACUCGUGGUCGAGACGCCUCGUGAUCACAUUGCGUUCUGUGGAUUCUAUUCAUUCUUAGUGGAUGUCCAAACAAUGCUGCCUGCGAAAAUUUUUUUUUUUUUGUUGGGGAGGGGAUCACUUUCUUUUGGAGCAUUCAUCUCCAUACUCCAACCUGACAUUUCCCUCUCACAAGACAUUUUGAGACAUUUCCCUUUUCUUACAUGAAAUUUCUAAGUACAGAGUCUAAGUAUCUUCAAUUUUUAAGGAGAAAAAAAUUAGAAGGGCGUGAGUAGCACUCGAACCCGAAGCGUAGAAUCUGCAGUCCACCUCCCAUACCAUUACGCCACUGAGGAUUUGCUGACGAUUGAUGGUUUGAUUUGAAGAUAUAUAGCAACAACCCUAACCCCGAAUAGAAGCUAAUCGUUUAUCGACUCAGUGCUUAACCCUAAUCAGUAUUGAUCAGUGCUUAACCCUAAUCAUUAUUCUCAGGGUUUAUCCCUUGGCGACCUCUGCGGCCAGCUGAACAUUGCAUACAAUUGACUCUUCAGGAAGGAUUGGAAACUAAAUGGGAAGGUUCGGUUACUAUUCUAAGCAGAUUGGCCAAGCUCCCCAAGGAAGUGCUCCCCCCAAAAAAUUUCGCAUGCUGGCUACAUACAUGCGACGCAUGAGUAAUAACCUGGAGAUUAGGAUUGCAGGCUACUCUUGUCGCCCGCAAUUAUACUUUGUUUAAAGAUGUAGUCAGUGAACAUACUAAAGCAAGCCAAUUCGCCACUCCGGCAACUAUAAGAGAAUGGGUACAAGCUUUCGGUUCACUGAUUAUUGGGAUUCUUUGAGUGGAGAAGCGUUACUAAUUAUUAGUUAAUGGUUGCCUUGAAUCCCAUCGACGAAUCAUAACUAAUGUUUUUCGCCCAAGCUAUCCCAGAUAUCACUGCGCUUUAAACUGUACCCAGGUAAUCCCCCUAGAGUUUCUGGCGUGGAGAAUUACAGUAGUAUCCGUAAAAUAAAAUAUACAUUACUUUACAUGACCAAAUAUUGGUCAUGUUAUUUACAAUAUAAGAGAACAAAAGGGAAAUUAAAAAUAGAAAAAAUAUGAAAGGAGUAUUUUAUUCCAUCAAGAAAUAAAAAUUAAAAAAAGAAUAAUAAGAGAUGAUAUUUAUGUAUAUCAUCAGCAUACAGUGUAUUUUCUACAUAAGGCACAGGUACCGUUUAAAUUGUUUGUUUGAUGGUUGGUUUGAAUUUUGAAGGGCGUGUAACAGUGAAAAUGAUGCAAGGCAUUAAUCGUCAUGGUAAAACAAAGUGUUCCCAAAAGUUAUUUGCCCGAAGUCAGUGAUCCAUUAGCCGCCAUCACACAAGCAAAGUUUCACGUUAGAUUAUUUCACAUUUUAAAAAUACUUGUUUAAAUCUAAUCAGUUUUUCCGCGUACUUUCCAAGCUUCCCAGAGCUCCAAAGCACCAGAGACCACUCAAGUGCUCGGAAGCAUUGAACCGCCACAUACCACUCGAGCGUUUGGCAUCACCCAAGCACCACAGAACACCCAAGACCCACUAACCACACAAACGCCGGGGACCUCUCAAGCACCACAGUCCACCCAAGAGCAACUGAACAGCCAAACGCCAGUCACUACUCAACCGCCAGGUACCACCCAAGAUCCACUGACCACCCAAACGCCAGUGACCACUCAAGCACCACAGACCACCCAGGAGCGACUGAACGCCCCAACGCCAGUGACUACUCAAACGCCAGGGACCACUCAAGCACCACAGACCACCCAACAGCCACUGGACACCCAAAUACCAGUGACCACUCAAGCGCCAUAG
Porites evermanni is the source of this 3802-nucleotide messenger RNA. The record is from the annotation of a GenBank genome assembly. Lineage: Eukaryota; Metazoa; Cnidaria; Anthozoa; Scleractinia; Poritidae.